CGAGAUGGCUGGACCUACAACAACCACUGCCGCGCUGUGCUGCGCGAUUGUCGUUGCCUCUGCGGGCCACGCCAUGGACAGCUCCUCAUUCGUGAGCCCCUUUGCGAGAGUCACGGCGCUGAAGACGUCAUCCAGGCAAGCAACCAAUGGAGGAGGCCCUCACUCACCUCUUCUGCCAUUCAUCGGUUGAGAUCUUAUAUAUGCGCAUUGUUAACAGGCCCAUUAUUCGGCAUCGGGGCACCUCGCUUGAGAUGCAGUUUGGCUUUGGCAGCAAGGAGAACGAGGAGCAGAAGCAGAAGCGAUUUGAGAUGCAGCAGGUGAUCACACACAUACCAAGCCAACCCACCACACGGUGCUGCAAUCAACCGCUGGUGACUCCCUUGCUCACAGGAGAUCCUUCGUAAGCGUCGCGAAGGCGAUCCCCUGAAGAGCAAGUACAAGCCCAAGGAAGCCGCCGAGGGCAUGCCGGGCAAAUCGGAAGGAGGUGAGUCGGCCCGCGUGUGGCCUGCAAGAAACGGUCGGCCCACUCAUCGUUGGUCUGACCGUCUGGCUGUGUGUGUGUGUGUGUGUGUUGUUACGGCUGCAGGAUCUGUCAACUACCAGAUCGGCACGUCCUUCAAGUCGCAGCCGGGUGGGGAGGACGACGGUUGGGUGCUCGUCAAGGGCAAGUGGCGCUACUACCCACAAAACGUCAAGGAAGGCGGGGGGGAGAGCGGGGCUGCCCAAGGCAAGAAAGAGGAGAAGAAGAAGACGGGGCCUUUCGGCCUCUGGUGAGGGAGGGAUGAUUUGCGCCGCAGAGUCAGUAAGUCAGUGAGUCAGUCAGUCAGUCAGUCUUGAGAGAGAUCAGCGAAGGUGAGUCAGGUCAGGCCAUCAUCUGCCCACAUAACGCUAAUUAGAGACAG
Vitrella brassicaformis is the source of this 902-nucleotide messenger RNA. NCBI's taxonomy places the organism in Eukaryota, Vitrellaceae. The record is from the annotation of a GenBank genome assembly.